UUGACACAGAGCUAACGCGUACCACCAGUCCAGUCCGUCCAUGCUAGUUGCAAAUCCUGACUACAGUCACUUAGCAGACAUCAACAAUGGCAGAGUGGAAUGCAUACUUCCGGAAUGAGGAUGAGGAUGAAGCACAGGAAGAUGGAGAGCAACCAGAAGGAGAUUACAAGGUCUUAGGGAGAGACAGUUUAGUUUUCUUGGUGGAUGCCUCAAAGGAAAUGUUCAUCAAAGGAGAAGAUGGGGAGCCGUCUAAUUUUGACAUGACCAUGCAAGUCGUGCGCAGUGUGUACACCAGAAAGAUCAUCAACAGUCCUCGAGACCUUAUAGCGUUGGUUUUCUACAGCACCAAGCAGAGCAAAGACCCAACCAACUCUUUCAAGCAUGUCUAUGUCUACCACAGCCUCAGCGAACCUGGUGCAAAGCGAGUGCAGCAGGUGGAUGCACUCCGGGGGGAAAAAGGUGCACAGCUAGCAGCAGAGACCAUGGGCAGCGGUGAUACAUCGUUGUCCGACGCCCUGUGGUGCUGUGCCAAUCUGUACCGGGACUGCAAGCUACGCCUCGGGCACAAACGCCUCCUAAUCUUUACAUGCAGAGAUGGACCACAUGGAGGCGACAGCACCAAAGAUCGACAGGCUCGCACUCAAGCCAGUGAUCUCAAAGAGACCGGCGUCUUCAUAGAUCUAAUGCACUUGAUGAAACCAGGCGGCUUUGACAUCUCCCUCUUCUUUUGUGACGUUAUAAGUCCACCAGAGGAUGAUAGUGAAUUAGGGCUCCAGCUGGAGCCUUGUGCAAAACUUGAAGACCUCCAGAAAAGAGUGCGAGCCAAGGAGAGGAAGAAGAGAACGAUAGCCAGGCUCAAUCUACGUCUCGGUGAGGGCAUAAAUGUGGCAGUGGGAAUGUAUUCCACUGCUGUGACUGUCCGGAAAUCAGCCCCCAUCAAGCUGUACAGGGAGAGCAAUGAGCCAGUCCGCAGCAAAACGCGCACCUUCCAUACACAAACAGGAAGCCUUCUACUGCCCAGUGAGAUAAAGAAAGCACAGGUGUAUGGUAAAAAGCAGAUAGUGAUGGAGAAGGAUGAGGUGGACGCCAUCAAGAAGUUUGACGACCCUGGUUUGUUUCUGAUCGGAUUCAAACCGAUGGAAAGGCUCAAACUGCACCACCAUAUUCGACCCUCUGUCUUCCUCUACCCUGAAGAGGGCGAGGUGCAAGGCAGCUCCCGUCUGUUCUCUGCGCUGAUGACCAAGUGCAUCGAGAGGAACGUUUUUGCUCUGUGCCGAUGCAUUUCCCGCAGAAACUACCCGCCGCGAUUCGUUGCCUUAGUGCCUCAGAAAGAGGAGAUGGAUGAGCGGAAGGUACAGACCACGCCACCAGGUUUUAAUGUCAUCUUCCUGCCGUAUGCUGAUGACGUGCGGAGUCUGGACCCCCCGCAGUUGCCGUGUGCUUCGCCGGAGCAGGUGGACAAGAUGAAAGAGAUUGUCUGCAAGCUGCGUUUCAAAUACAGGACGGAGGCUUUUGAGAAUCCAGUCAUCCAGCAGCACUACAGGAACUUGGAGGCCUUGGCUUUGGAUAUGGUGGCUCCAGAUGACAUAGAGGACCUCAUCAUGCCAAAGGUGGACCAGAUUGACCAUCGUCUGGGUCCUCUUGUCCAGGAUUUUAAAGAUCUGGUCUACCCUGCAGACUACAACCCAGACAGCAAACCAGCUGCCAAACGCAAAACAGCGGAUACUGGCGGUACAGCAGAGAAGAAGCCCAAAGUGGAGGUAUCAGAAGAUGAGCUCAGGAUGUCCAUGCAGAAGGGCACCCUGGGGAAGAUGACCGUGGCUGUGCUCAAGGAAGCUUGUAAGCAGUUUGGCAUUCGCACCACUGGCACCAAGAAGCAAGAGCUAAUAGAUGCUCUGACUGCCCAGCUGGCGUCAUGAGUGCUCACUGUGCUUUCUGUGCAGUGCACAAACUGCCCUCAAACUGGACACCAAGGCUGUUUGGAACAUAGGAUGUAGUUGUUCAUUUUAAAUGGGUGUUGAGGGAACGACAAACAAAGUUUCACUAUUGCUUGCUAGGAUGUAGAGAUGAUACACUUUACGCCAGGGGUCUCCAAACUUUUUCCCACCGAUGUAAGGAUGCAGGAACCACUUUGCUAUUCUUCACCUUUUCUUCGUGAAACACACUACAACCUAAAUCCAAUGUACACUGCUUUAAACGAUUUACAGCACCAAUGUUUCUGUUGUUUAUUUUGGAAAUAAAAAACUUGCAAACACAUUUUUCUGUUUCGGAAUACAUUGUAAGAAAAUACAAAAAUAACCGUGUGUUACCGUGGUAAUUUAUUGUUGUUGUUAUAACGUACAUUUGAAAAUUCACAGAUAACAACUACAAUUAUUAGCAUUAAAAAUACAAUUUUGGUUAAAGAGCUAACGGAAACAAACAUUAUUUUUGGUCAUUAUCGAUGUUCCUAAUGUAGGUCAACUGUGACAUAAGCCUUACAACACAUGCUACACUGUGCUAACUUUUUUCUUCUUUUUUUUCUUUUUUUUUUUUUUUUCCUAAACCUCCCACGGAAUGUUCUGAAGUUGGCCGUCUUUCAUUUUAUUCUCAAAAUAUGCCAUAAGUAAGCCAUAAAUGACCCCAGGGCGACCCCCUGGACACCCGUGCUUUAUGUCUUCAACUC
This is a messenger RNA of Dunckerocampus dactyliophorus (ringed pipefish), 2662 nucleotides long. It is a transcript of the gene xrcc6, whose product is annotated as X-ray repair complementing defective repair in Chinese hamster cells 6. Gene Ontology annotation, molecular function: DNA helicase activity; double-stranded DNA binding; damaged DNA binding. The record is from RefSeq and is a predicted model, not a curated record. Gene Ontology annotation, cellular component: nucleus; Ku70:Ku80 complex. Gene Ontology annotation, biological process: cellular response to gamma radiation; cellular response to X-ray; double-strand break repair via nonhomologous end joining. The coding region runs from base 87 to 1919 and encodes 610 amino acids. The transcript is spliced from 13 exons. Lineage: Eukaryota; Metazoa; Chordata; Actinopteri; Syngnathiformes; Syngnathidae.